Messenger RNA from Pteropus alecto (black flying fox), 1949 nucleotides. It is a transcript of the gene OVOL3, whose product is annotated as ovo like zinc finger 3. NCBI's taxonomy places the organism in Eukaryota, Metazoa, Chordata, Mammalia, Chiroptera, Pteropodidae. Gene Ontology annotation, biological process: epidermal cell differentiation; regulation of transcription by RNA polymerase II. The record is from RefSeq and is a predicted model, not a curated record. The coding region runs from base 1272 to 1913 and encodes 213 amino acids. Gene Ontology annotation, molecular function: DNA-binding transcription factor activity, RNA polymerase II-specific; RNA polymerase II cis-regulatory region sequence-specific DNA binding. The transcript has 3 exons. Gene Ontology annotation, cellular component: nucleus.
AGACCCUAAGAACUGCCUCCCUUGCUUCCUCAAAUUAAUUAGUAGGGUUGACUCUCAGGGAAUGUGAAUAUAUGAAUACAUAUUGCUUCUUUCACCACCAAGCGUUUGCAUAGACUGUUCUCUCUGCAUGGAACAUCCUCCCUUUUCACCCUAAACUUCUUCGCUUCAGGGCUCACACCCAGAAAGUCAUCCCUGAACCCUUAGGCUAGACCAGGAGCUUCCUUCUGCACCCAAAGACCCCCCCAGGGUUUUCCCCCAUCAUAGAUUGGAUCACACUACCUGUGCUUCUCCCCCCGUCAUGCCUGGGUCAUUCUUGGUGGUCACUGGUGUAUCUCCCCCAUGGACUAAGGUAUGUGUUUGUUUUCUGUGCUAAGGUAGGCCUGGCCUAUAGUUGGAGCUCAAGAAAACUGUUGGAUGAAUAAAUGAGAGAAAGUAACUGCAUGAGAAAUGUUCAAAAUCCUUAACCCCUGUUUAAGAGGUCAAUGGCCAAUCUAGAACACACCCUAGCCAGAGCUGAGGUAGGGUCCUGGGAGCCCCCAGCUAUGUUUCUGGAAUGUAGAAAAGUCAGAGACAGUUGUGCCAGACAAUCAUUAGGAGCUGGACUACUAACAAACCAGUAUUUUAAUGCCUGCUACACCUGGACAGUGUGCUUCUGGCUGAAUAUCAGCUCUGGGCAUCUGAGAAUUAGAGAGGUGGAGCUUCCUGCUUGAAGAUGCACAGCCUGGGUCUUCACUUUGUCCUCAUGUAUUUGACCCCGCUGUCCCCCCAUCCUCUGGAGCAAGCAAUCAUAGUCACCCUCUCCCUUGCUUUCUCAGACAGCUGCUGUGAUUUGAAUAACCAAGCGGGCUGUUGAAUGUCCGGUGGUGACUGAUUUGCCUGGCAAACAGACUUUCAGGUCCUUGGCCUCACUGGUACUAUGGAAAAAAACUCAGCCCCCAUGGGAUGUUUCCUCUCCUUAUACCCAAGAGCUGCCUAGGGUCGUCUUGCCCUUGUUUAUGGAUCCCAGCACCUGUCUGCCCCUGGAAGCUGGAAAGAGCCCUCGGGAACCUGGCUUAGAAAGGGUAAUGGUAGACCCCAAGACAGAGGUAACUGGAACCAGCUAAGUCUGUUCCCAGGGCCUGUCAUGAAAUUUGCAUGGAAAGAAUAAGUCUCCUUCACAGCUGCCCCCUCCCUUCCCACCUGGGAUAGUCAUCCUGGGGCUGAGGUCUGACAACAGGUGGAGGAGGCAGCCUGGGUGUGUGUGUGGUAUCAUCUCACCAUUCCCGGAGGUGAUGCCCCGUGCCUUCCUGGUCAGGAGUAGGCGUCCGCAACCACCCAACUGGGGUCACCUGCCUGACCAGCUCCGGGGAGACGCCUAUGUCCCAGACGGGCCCCUCACUAGGCCUGGAGGUGAGGGACAAGGGAGACACAAAGCAUCAGCAUCUGGCUUCUCUCCUAACUGCAGCAACCUGGGAGGGCCACCGGCACACCAGUCUUCUGGCCUCGGGGACUCUUUGGCAGUGCCCACACAGCGCACUUUGGUCACCACUCCCAGGGGCCCUGGGACACUUGGCUGCCCACUCUGCCCCAAGGCCUUCCCAUUACAGCGCAUGCUGACAAGGCACCUCAAGUGCCACACCCCAGCACGCCGCCACAUGUGCCGCUGUUGUGGCAAGGGAUUUCACGAUGCCUUCGACCUCAAACGCCACAUGAGGACUCACACCGGGAUCCGCCCAUUCCGCUGCGGAGCUUGCGGUAAAGCAUUUACGCAGCGCUGUUCGCUUGAAGCACAUCUUGCCAAGGUGCACGGGCAGCUGACCAGCUAUGCUUAUCGUGAGCGCCGUGAGAAGCUGCAUGUGUGCGAGGACUGCGGUUUCACCAGCUCGAGGCCCGACAUCUACGCACAGCAUCGUGCUCUGCACCGUGCUGCUUGAGACUGUGUACCCCUCGUUCAACCCAUGAGAGGCAAA